AUGGAACGGAAAAUGUCGAUUACUGUCGAUCGUUUUGUUCUCCAAAACGAAAUUAGAAACACUUCGCUCCACCCACGUGUUGAAGCGGUACACUUCUUUCCACGGAGCUUUUCAAUGGAACCGAAUACCGAUUUUCAGGGGAGCCAAAGCAGCUGCAGGACGGGAGUGCAAACAAACUGA
Messenger RNA from Colletotrichum costaricense, 180 nucleotides. RefSeq lists its product as uncharacterized. The record is from RefSeq and is a predicted model, not a curated record. The coding region runs from base 1 to 180 and encodes 59 amino acids. NCBI's taxonomy places the organism in Eukaryota, Fungi, Ascomycota, Sordariomycetes, Glomerellales, Glomerellaceae. The transcript has a single exon.